Molecule: messenger RNA, 1014 nt
Organism: Metschnikowia bicuspidata var. bicuspidata NRRL YB-4993
Lineage: Eukaryota; Fungi; Ascomycota; Pichiomycetes; Serinales; Metschnikowiaceae
Gene: TRR1
Product: thioredoxin-disulfide reductase
Exons: 1
Coding region: 1-1014 (337 amino acids)
Biological process (GO): removal of superoxide radicals
Cellular component (GO): cytoplasm
Molecular function (GO): thioredoxin-disulfide reductase (NADPH) activity
Source: RefSeq, a predicted model, not a curated record
AUGAGAAGUCAGCUUAUCAGAAACACCAGCUUCACCAAAAACAUCUUCAGAAUGGUUCACCACAAAGUCACUAUCAUCGGGUCCGGCCCAGCCGCCCACACCGCGGCCAUCUACUUGGCCCGUGCCGAGGCCAAGCCCGUCAUGUACGAAGGGAUGUUGGCCAACGGCAUUGCCGCCGGCGGUCAGUUGACGACCACCACCGAGGUCGAGAACUUCCCCGGCUUCCCCGAGGGAAUCACCGGCACUGGAUUGAUGGACAACAUGAGAAAGCAGAGUGAAAGAUUCGGCACCCAGAUCAUCACCGAGACCAUCUCCAAGGCCGACUUGUCUCUGAGACCAUUCAAAUUGUGGACCGAGUUCAACGAGGACGAGGAGCCCAUCACCACCGACGGCAUCAUCAUUUCCACAGGUGCCUCCGCCAAGAGAAUGAACAUCCCAGGCGAGGAAACCUACUGGCAACAGGGUAUCUCUGCUUGCGCUGUGUGCGAUGGUGCUGUGCCAAUCUUCAGAAACAAGCCUUUGGCCGUCAUUGGUGGCGGUGACUCGGCAUGUGAGGAGGCGUUGUUCUUGACCAAGUACGCCUCCAAGGUUUACUUGCUUGUGAGAAGAGACGUCUUGAGGGCCUCUCCCAUCAUGCAAAAGAGAGCCACCACGCACAAGCAAAUCGAGGUCUUGUGGAACACCUCUGCUGUUGAGGCCAAGGGCGACGGCAAGUUGUUGAACAGCUUGGACAUUGUCAACAACAAGACAAAGGAGACGUCGUCUCUUCAAGUCAACGGUUUGUUCUACGCCAUCGGCCACAUCCCAGCCACCCAGAUCUUCGCGGACCAGUUGGAAACCGACGAGGCCGGCUACAUCAAGACGACUCCGGGCACUGCUGCUACCUCUGUUCCUUUCGUUUUUGCUGCUGGUGACGUGCAAGACAGCAAGUACAGACAGGCCAUUACAUCUGCCGGUACCGGUUGCAUGGCUGCCCUCGAUUGUCUCGCCAAGUUUGAGGAGGAAGAGGACUGA